This is a messenger RNA of Lodderomyces theae, 3042 nucleotides long. It is a transcript of the gene NAM7, whose product is annotated as ATP-dependent RNA helicase. Lineage: Eukaryota; Fungi; Ascomycota; Pichiomycetes; Serinales; Debaryomycetaceae. Gene Ontology annotation, biological process: nuclear-transcribed mRNA catabolic process, nonsense-mediated decay. The coding region runs from base 1 to 3042 and encodes 1013 amino acids. The record is from RefSeq and is a predicted model, not a curated record. Gene Ontology annotation, molecular function: RNA helicase activity; zinc ion binding; DNA binding. The transcript has a single exon. Gene Ontology annotation, cellular component: cytoplasm.
AUGAGUAACUUGAUUUCUAAUGCUGCUGCCGCAGCACAUUUGCCAUCUUCAAAUUUUUCACCAUUUGAUCAAUCACAGUUGAACGCUAUGGAGAAUAGAAAUGGUUUCAAUGACAGCGCCUCGUUUCACGACCAUGAAUUAGGAUUGGCUCACACAGCACAAAUCGGUGCUUUGAUUGAAAGUGAAGAAGAGGGUGACGUUUCGGAGAUCUCACAACAUUAUGAACACGCUUGUGCGUAUUGUGGUGUACAUACUCCCAACUCGGUCAUCAAGUGUAAUACUUGUAACAAAUGGUUUUGCAACUCGAAAACCAACUCAACGAGCUCGCAUAUUGUCACCCAUUUGGUCAUGUCACGUCAUAAUCAAGUUAGUUUACAUGAAGAGUCAGAUCUUGGAGAAACUACUUUGGAGUGUUACAAUUGUGGUAACAAGAAUGUGUUUAUGUUGGGGUUUGUGUCUGCCAAGCAGGAAUCAGUGGUUGUGAUAUUAUGUCGAUUGCCAUGUGCUAGAUCCAAAGAUAUCAACUGGGAUACCAGUCAUUGGCAAGCAUUGAUUGAAGAUCGACAAUUUUUAUCGUGGUUGGCACCACCGCCGACUGAAGAUGCAUUGAUAGAUUCGGUUAUGGUUACACCACAACAGAUUACCAAGUUGGAAGCGCAAUGGAGAUUGAAUAGAAAUGCCACCAUCAACGAUAUAGAAAACACUGACAAACAAGAAGAGGAGGUAUUGCCGAUACUUAUGAGGUAUACUGAUGGAUUCCAAUACCAACAUUCAUUUGGACCUUUGGUGAAAUUGGAAGCUGACUAUGACAAGAAUCUAAAAGAAUCACAAGCUUUGGAACACAUCCAAGUGAAAUGGGCGUUGGGGUUGAAUAACAGACACUUGGCCUCAUUCACUCUUUCAACUUUUGAAACCACUGAUUUGAAAGUUGCUGUUGGAGAUGAGAUUAUUUUGAGAUAUAGUGGGAGCCAGGGCGAAGCAUGGCAAGGUCAAGGGUUUAUCUUGCGGUUGCCAAAUUCUUACCAAGAAGAGUUUACAUUGGAGUUGAAUCCGUCAAAGGUUGCCCCACCAACACAUUUAACCACUGAUUUCACUGCUGAGUUCGUUUGGAAAGGUACUUCAUAUGAUCGUAUGCAACAGGCUAUGAAGGAUUUUGCCACUGAUGAAAAAUCAGUCUCGUCAUAUAUCUAUCACAAGUUAUUGGGUCAUGAUGUUGCCCCAGUUGAGUUUGAUAUUGAGUUACCCAAGAGAUUCUCGCACCCUAAAUUGACUGAAUUGAACGUGUCGCAAGCAAAUGCGGUCCGAUCCGUUUUGCAGCGUCCGUUAUCUUUGAUCCAGGGACCACCGGGUACUGGUAAAACUGUUACUUCAGCAACUAUUGUGUAUCAUUUGUCAAAGUUGAAUAAGGAGAAGAUUUUGGUUUGUGCUCCAUCCAACGUUGCUGUUGAUCAUUUAGCGGCCAAGUUAGAUUCCUUGGGAUUGAAUGUUGCUCGAUUGACUGCCAAAUCGAGAGAAGAUGUCGAAAGUUCAGUGAGUCAUUUGGCGUUACACAAUGUUGUCAACAAAACUGCCAAAGGCGAAUUGAAAAAAUUGAUUAAGUUGAAAAAUGAAGUUGGCGAGUUGUCCGCUGAAGAUUCGAAAAAAUAUAUCAAGCAUUUGCGUACUUCAGAAUUGAAGAUUUUGAACAAAUGUGAUGUUGUUUGUUGUACUUGUGUUGGUGCUGCUGAUAAGAGAUUAGCGCAGUUUAAGUUUAGAACCGUGUUGGUUGAUGAAAGUACUCAAGCUUCUGAACCUGAAGUGUUGAUUCCCAUUGUUAAAGGGGCCAAGCAAGUGAUUCUUGUUGGUGACCAUCAACAAUUGGGUCCGGUAAUCUUGGAUAGAAAAGCUGCGGAUGCCGGGUUGAAACAAUCACUAUUUGAGCGAUUGGUUUUCCUUGGGCACGUUCCGAUCAGAUUAGAAGUCCAGUACAGAAUGCAUCCUUGUUUGUCGGAGUUUCCAAGUAACAUGUUUUAUGAAGGUUCUUUACAAGAUGGUGUCACCAAUGCUGAUCGAGUUGUUGCAGACUCUUCGUUCCCAUGGCCAGUUAUUGAUACGCCAAUGAUGUUUUGGGCCAAUUACGGACGUGAAGAGUUGAGUAGCAGUGGUAAUUCGUACUUGAACAGAGUUGAAGCUAUGAAUGUGGAGAGAAUCAUUACUCGAUUGUUUAAAGACGGUAUCAAGCCGGAGCAAAUUGGAGUCAUUACACCAUAUGAGGGACAACGAGCAUAUUUGGUGCAGUUUAUGUCGAUGAACUCAACAUUGUUGAAUAAGCGUGAUGAGUAUCUAGAAGUUGAAAUCACCAGUGUGGACGCAUUCCAAGGCCGUGAAAAGGAUUUCAUCAUUUUGAGUUGUGUGCGUGCUAAUGAUUCACAAAGUAUUGGGUUUUUGAGCGAUCCAAGAAGGUUGAAUGUUGCAUUAACUAGAGCCAAAUAUGGGUUGUUGGUGUUGGGUAAUCCACGAGCUUUGAGCAGGAAUCGAUUGUGGAAUCAUUUGUUGGUUCAUUUUAGAGAAAAGGGAUGUUUGGUGGAUGGGCCAUUGGAUAAUUUACAAUUGUCGAUGGUUCAGUUGAAUAAUUACAAUGCUGGAAAUAAUCGUAACUUGAAAGCAGGUGCCGGUGCAAGUGGUGCCGGUGCUGGUGCUGGUGCUGGUAGUCAACAUCAAAAGAGGCUGCACCACGGUUUUGGUGCGCCUUCGACAAGCUACUUACUGACCAAUUUUGAUUCAGCUGCAAGUGGAGUUGGUGCAAGUGAGGCCCCUUACCAAUCAAGAUUGCGGAAUGAGCUUUGGCCAGCGUUGGCCCCGCAUCACCAAAAUGAACCAGGUGCAGAUGGCGGUGGAGAGUUAUACUACAAUGAUUCCAAUUCCAUUAGUGCCAAUUUCUAUUCCAAGUUGAACAAAUUGGACAAAAGUUUUGUCAAUGGUGGUAAUCGAUAUGCUGAUGAAAAUAUUGAAGAUGAGAUCAAGAGUAUUACUAGUUCGUUUGCUGCUGGAUUGAAUUUUUAG